Messenger RNA from Anopheles funestus (African malaria mosquito), 5503 nucleotides. RefSeq names its product serine/threonine-protein kinase/endoribonuclease IRE1 (gene Ire1). The transcript has 5 exons. Gene Ontology annotation, cellular component: IRE1-TRAF2-ASK1 complex. Gene Ontology annotation, molecular function: ATP binding; RNA endonuclease activity; protein serine/threonine kinase activity. The coding region runs from base 688 to 4122 and encodes 1144 amino acids. Gene Ontology annotation, biological process: IRE1-mediated unfolded protein response; intrinsic apoptotic signaling pathway in response to endoplasmic reticulum stress; mRNA processing. The record is from RefSeq and is a predicted model, not a curated record. NCBI's taxonomy places the organism in Eukaryota, Metazoa, Arthropoda, Insecta, Diptera, Culicidae.
UCAACAAAUCCAGAACCAGGAAUGUCAGCCAACAAAACAGUGAACCAACUCAAAGCAUAUGAUUCUGGCGUAGUUGUACAAUUCUGUCGCAAGCCUUGAACGACGCAGUAACUCUUUGAACAUGGAAUAAGCACAUCAUACAGACGAUAUAUUCGUAAUGUGUCUCACAAAUUAGUGGAAGCUGUGCGUGCGGGUGUGUUAAGAUAUGGCACGACUGCAAAACAUUUUCUGUGCGGGAUGAUGCAAUGUGGCAAAGCCGACCCAAAACAACAUACAGUGCAUUCGCGAAAAUUCUAUUGUGCGUUAUGAAUUGGUGCAAUGCGUGCGAGUGGGCUGUCGGGGAAUACCAGUGAAAAAAAACAGGUUGAAAAUAAUGAGACAAACAACGACAUGUCUCGAUCGUAAUUCAGUUUCCGCUCGUGAAAGAUUUGAGCAUAGUUUACAGUGAUGUAGUGUUUUGAUAUGUAUAUAAAUGUGGUGUUAUAUUAGUUUGCUUUAUUUCCCAACUACUCCUACCACGGCAGUCUGUUUUCAUUCUACAACGCCGGGAAAAGUAACAAAGCAUACCGUCGAAUGAAGGCCAUCCGUCGCGCGCUGAACUCAGCAUAAAUAUCUAGUUUAUGAAAGUGAUAAACAAUUUCUUAGUAGUGAAUAAAUCUAACCGCAAAACAAAACAAACAUAUCACCAUGAAGUUUGCCAAGGUGCCAAUGUUUGUACUGCUACUAGUGGUGGCAGCACGCGGAUCUGCAUCCGACGCAAAAAUUGCGUCUCCGUCAUCGGUAUCUCAGCAGCAGGACUGCACAGCCGUUGCAAAGGAUGAAGAAACGAUGCUUGUGUUUUCUACCCUCGGCGGAGGAUUGACCGCAAUUGAUCCGCUGACGGGUGAAACACGUUGGUCGAUCGCAGACGAACCGGCAAUCCGUGUACCAACACCGUCCGAUACGACCGCGCACUAUCUGCCCGAUCCUCGGGAUGGCAGUCUGUAUCGCAUGAACGGAUUGGAGGGAGGAUUAAAAAAGCUUCCGUACACGAUCCCGCAACUAGUUGCCAGUGCACCGUGCCGGUCAAGCGAUGGCAUUUUGUACUCGGGCAAGAAGAGUGACGUUUGGUUUUUGAUCGAUCCAAAGACGGGACAGCGUGAGAAAGUGCUCGGAUUUGGUGGGGAACCCCCACAGCCGCCCAAAGAUGCAGGCCCGGACUCGAUCGGUUGGGCUACGUCCCGGGCCGUAUAUUUGGGCCGUACACAAUAUACCGUCAUGAUGUACGAUAGUCUCGCAACCGAUCGGAACAGCAAACCGUGGAAUGUAACGUUCUUCGAUUAUUCGGCCCACUCUAUGGCACCGGAGCUAACGAAUGAGUAUGAGUUUCUGCAUCUUACCAGCAGUUCAUCGGGAUUAACGACUACGUUUGAGCGAAACAAAGGGACUCCAAUGUGGCAAAAAGAUCUUUCCAGUCCAGUAGUGGCCGUGUUUCUUCUCGGCUCGGAAGGACUGCUCAGUGUACCUUUUCAGACCGUUUCGGACGAGGUGCUGCAGGAUUUAAACGAACGGGCAAAGGGUGGCAACUUUGACAACGUGAAACUAUUUGAAACCGUUUACAUUGGGGAAGCUGGUAACAAUCUCUACGCAAUACCCUCGAUGGUGGACAAAAAUACUGCAACACUACCUUCGGAACCGUCCAUCAAUUUGCUGGGCGGACCAUUGAAGGGUUCACGAUCAUCGUCGUACAGUGGUAGCGAUCGAGACGAUGCUUCUGGGCGGGAGCUCAUUGCAAAAGCUUCACGCCUUGAUGGCAAAAAUGAAAACAUCAUAAUACUGGGACACUAUCAAACACCUAAAACGGACGAUCGGCUAAAGCUUGACAUCGCACCGAGCGGUCCAGCAACGGUGGGGAAAGAUUUCUGGAAACAUCACGAGCUUUCCACCAUGCUGGUUGGUGGUCCGGCUGGUGUUGAUUUACCGAGCGUGCCCAAAAACACGCAUACGAUUGGCGUUCAGACAGACGGUCCGGCAGAACCGGAGCAUGCAUACGGAGAUGCGAAUGAAACCAGCUCGACGAAGCUACAAGGCAGCACCGAUCUUAUUCGAGCAUUGUUCGGUCGGCUGUACAUGGAUACGAAAUUGUGGCUUGAAGCGCAACCCAACAAAUUGCCCACCAUAUUGAUGAUCGCACUGUUCGGUACGGUUAUCUUUGGAUUUUGGUAUUUUAAUCUGCAAAUGAAAGCGCUAAAGGAGCAAAGUCAAGGAGGAUCGCAAACGAGCAAUUCGAACCGUAGCGGAUCGAAUGGAAGUGGUGGAAGUGGUAGCGGCAGCUACAGUGAACCGAUCGAUUACGGCGAUGGUGAGAUGCGGGUUGGCAAGAUUAACUUCAAUACGCAGAAUGUGCUGGGCAAAGGAUGUGAGGGAACGUUUGUGUUUCGGGGAAUGUUUGAGAAGCGCGAGGUAGCGGUGAAGCGAAUAUUGCCAGGAUGCUUUACGCUAGCCGAUCGUGAAGUGACGCUGUUGCGGGAGAGUGACGCACACGAAAAUGUGGUGCGUUACUUCUGCACCGAGCAGGAUCGACAGUUCCGCUACAUCGCGGUAGAGCUGUGUGCCGCUACACUGCAAGACUACGUGGAUGGGAAAGAGCCGUCCACGGUGAGUUCGUUGCGUGAAAAGAUCUCCGCACUGGACAUUCUCCGACAGGCCACAAGCGGUUUGAUGCAUUUGCAUUCGCUCAACAUUGUGCACCGGGACAUAAAGCCGCAGAACAUUUUGCUGUCCCUGCCCGACUACAAGCAACGCGUCCGGGCAAUGAUAUCGGAUUUUGGGCUGUGCAAAAAGCUCAACUAUGGGAAGGCAAGUUUCUCCCGCCGGUCCGGUGUGACCGGUACGGAUGGAUGGAUCGCACCAGAGAUGCAGCGUGGCCAACGUGCAACAACGUCGGUGGAUAUAUUUUCACUUGGCUGUGUGUUUUACUACGUGCUUUCGGAUGGUUUUCAUCCGUUUGGUGAUAAUUUGAAACGGCAGGCAAACAUCCUGUCCAACGAGUACGAUCUCAGCAUGUUACGGAGGGAAAAUACGCAACCCGAUUGCCGCACGAUACUGGCAGAAGAAAUUGUCAGCGAUAUGAUACACGUUGAACCGGGCCAAAGACCGGCCGCAAAAGCGGUGGCUAAUCAUCCACUGUUUUGGAGCAAUGCGCGCGUUCUCGCUUUCCUGCAGGAUGUGAGCGAUCGGGUAGAAAAACUCGAUGUCAUGAACGAACCGUUACGAUCGCUGGAGAAAAACGCACGGUUUAUUGUGCGCGAAGAUUGGAGCACCUAUUUGGAUGUGGAAAUUACGGCCGAUUUGAGGAAAUUCCGCGGCUACCAGGGUUACAGUGUGCGAGAUCUUUUGCGUGCACUUAGAAAUAAGAAACAUCACUACUACGAACUGACGCCAUCGAUGCAGCGUGCGUUGGGGAAAAUACCGCAACAAUUCACACAGUACUGGAUAAGCCGAUUUCCGCGCCUUCUUUCGCAUAGUUACCAUGCGCUGGCGGAUUGUUCACGGGAACCAAUAUUUAAACAUUACUACAAUAACGAUGAAGAUGCCGAGCAUGCGAGUGGUAGUGUACCUUCCCAGCCGAACGGAUAUCAAUUUUCCAAACCGUCCUAUUUCCAUACGGAAAACAAUGAUAAUUACGAGCUAAUCCGGUACUAUGAAGCAGCACAGCUAAUGAAAAAUAGCACGAAAAGCCCAAAGCGAAGACCUACCGGAGCAGAUGGACCCGAGGCAUCCACACCGGAACGGAAGCCAGGGAUGGGAGGAGGACCAAACAAGCGUGGAACGUACAAUUUUGGUAAAUCGAGUGGCGGAGGUUUCAUAACACGCCAAACGGGCGUGCGAGAGAAUACAGAGUCCACCACAUACGGGAUGGACGAUCAACGAUCGUCGGUUGUAACGAAUGGCAUCACGAGUGAAGGGAGAGAAACGAUUAGCGUAGAAGGUAAUGGUAAUCAGCGGAGACGCAACACCCCCGGCAGUGGUGGUGAUAAUCAUACAGUCAACCAAACUAAUAUAAAACGGCGCGAUGUGCAAACGAAGGUGACGUGGAAAUUAGACUCCAUAGCAUCGGACAAGGAGAAGAGCAAUGAGUAAGGUUACCCGUUCUUGGUCAAGCUGUAUCAGCAACGAUCUUUGCAUUCCAUUUUAUUAUUUUAUUAAGUUGUUUUUUUAUAGUGGAGAUUAUCUUUACACUAAUUAACAUUUAUUAUCACCAAGUGCAGGAAAGUGAAACAUAGAUUUGUUUUAUACAAUCUCAAAUGUGUAUUACUAUUGGUUCAUGGGUUGAAAUUUUCGGUCAUAAUUGGUUUUGAAUGUUAUCAUUUUUAACGGUUUAAUUCUUCAUAAAUUCAUUUAAAAGCUCAACAUUAAAACUAGUUGUUAACGUUGUUCAAAUUUCUAAUUUCAAUUUCAAAACCAAUAAGAUAGUGUUAAAAUUCAGAAUCAUUAGUUACUGUGACAAAUGUAUAAAUUUGUUGUUUUUCCUUUCAAAAAUAUUGAAGAGAAAAGAGUUCAACCCACAAACCAGUAGCUUUACGCAUUUGAAAUAGAAUAAAACACAUAUAUCGUUCAUGCAUCUGUUUUUGAUGAAGUUCUGGCACUUGAGAAAAAUAAAUGCAAAUUAGUGUAUUACAAGAAUAAUUUCUAAACUUAACGUUGAACGAUUUUGAUGAUAUUUUUUUUCAAUUAUGUGCUUUGCUGUCCAUGCAAUAAUGGUACGAUUUAAGAUGUGCUUUGCUUGUUUUCAUUGAUUUAUUAAUUUGUUUGAUAUGUUCAAUUAAGAUGUUGGUCUCUAUCAAGUUUUAUUUUUGUUAUCAUAAUGCAAGUACUAGCAUUAGAAAUACGGCAUCAGUCAAUAAGCACACCGUUACCGUUUAAAAUGUUUUUGUGGCAUGUGGCAACAAUCUUCAUCUGAUCAUCUUUUUAUUGGACCAUUUGAUUGCGCCUGUGCGAUAAGAAAUGAACAACGAUUGAUCAAUUGCACAUUUCUAUCAAGUUUGCUUGAAUUUUGAUAUCGCAUUUUCGUAACAAGCUACCUUUUAUACGUUAUAUAUUGCUCGUGCUCGAGUUGGGAAACCAACGUACACAGUCCGGGGUAUCGAAUUAGUUAAAGGAAUGACGACAUCUUAAGCAUACUUUAAACACGCAUUACUACUUAGUCUGUGAUAUCGUGUGGUAGCGUUUAAGUCAGUUAGGUAAUAGAAUGCACAUCUGCUUCACAUAACUUGUAUAUAGUGAUCCAAUUUUUGUACUGAUUAGAAAAGCACGAUAACACUAGUAGGGAAAAUAUACAUGUCCCACAAGUGUUGCACUUGUCGACACUUGUGGUUAUUAGCUAGGUUAAAGCGCAUAUGCAAGCAAUAUGCAAUUUAACGUGACGUCAACUUGUCAUGAGGAUCGAAACUGCACAACGGAGGCAGCUUUUUCCUGUUGAGAUAAAAUAAAGCGCAUUCGCUUUUGGGGUAAUUCCAAUGUA